AUGCUUCAAACUCUUUUGCAUCCAUUGACAGAAAACCCACCUCACAUUUCAUCAUACCCGUCGAUUUUCCAGUUCUUGACUGGCCAAAACUUCAUCAAACUAGGCCAACAAGUCCACUCCCACAUGGUCCUCCGAGGUCUCCAACCCAACGCCUUCGUUGCUUCAAAGAUGGUAGCAAUGUACGCUAGCGCAGGCGAUGUAAACUCCGCUAUAGUCCUCUUUGAUAGUAUUACAAGUCCAUCUUCUCUUUUGUACAAUUCAAUUAUUCGAGCAUAUACCUGGUAUGGGUUUUGCGAGAGAACUUCAAGAACCUACCUUGGAAUGCAUUUGUUGGGUCUUAAGGGUGAUUGCUUUAUAUACCCUUUUGUGCUCAAGUCCUGUGCUGACCUAGCGUAUGUUGGAUUGGGAAAAUGCGUUCAUGGGUUGAGUUUGAGAACUGGGUUGGAGUUUGAUAUGUACGUAGGGACUUCUUUGAUUGAUAUGUAUGUGAAAUGUGGUGAAUUGAGUGAUGCCCAUAAGUUGUUUAAUGAAAUGCCUGUGAGAGAUGUUUCAUCUUGGAAUGCGUUGAUUGCUGGGCACAUGAAAGAUAGCAAGAUUUCUAAUGGGUUGGCGGACAGGGCGUUGGGUUUGUUUGAUGAGAUGUUACAGGAGGAUUCGGAGGUGAAACCUAAUUGGGUUACAAUCAUGAUUGUUUUACCUGCUUGUGCACACUCUGCUGCUCUUGAGUGUGGUAGACAAAUUCAUAAUUAUGCUAGUGAGAUCGGUUUGGGUUUCCAUUCUUCGGUGGAAACAGCACUUGCUGCAAUGUAUGCUAGAUGUGGGAGCUUUGUUGAUGCCCAAAGUUGUUUUGAUAGGAUCCGUCAACAUGGAAAGAGUUUGGUUACUUGGAACACCGUGAUUUCUGCAUAUGCUUCUCAUGGCCAUGGAACAGAAGCUGUGUCAACAUUCGAGGAUAUGAUAAGAGCUGGGAUUCUACCCGAUGCAAUCACAUUCACAGACCUUCUUGGUCGUGCUGGGAGAUUAGUGGAAGCAUAUGACCUUAUCUCUCAAAUGCCAAUGCAAGCGGGGCCAAGCAUAUGUUGCUCGGUAUUGGCUGCCAGUCGAAGUCACCAGAGCUUGGAGAUUGAAGAAAUAGCAGCUAGAAAGUUGUUUGUCUUAGAAUCAGACAACAGUGGGAAUUAUGUUCUGCUCUCAAAUAUGUAUGCUGAUGUUGGGAUGUGGGAGGAAGUGAACAAUUUGAGAACUCUAUUAAAAUUGCAGUGUGUGAAGAAGAGUCCUGGAUGCAGUUGGAUUGAGAUCAAUGGGAAAGCUCAUUUAUUUCUUGGAGGAGAUUUGUCUCAUCCACAGGCUAAGGAAAUCUACAUGUUAUUGGAGGCACUGCCUGAGAAGAUUAAGUCAGCUGGUUACGUACCAGAUACUAAUGCUGUGUUGCAUGAUGUCAGUGAAGAGGAGAAAGAACAUUACCUGACAACCCACAGUGAGAAGUUGGCCAUUGCCUUUGGGCUUCUUAAUACCAGUCACGGAACAGUUCUUUGAGUGACAAAAAACCUUCAAAUCUGUGGAGACUGUCACACAACCACCAAGUUCAUUUAAAAAAUCUAUGAGCGAGAGAUCGUUGUGAGGGAUAUAAAUCGGUUCCACAAUUUUAUGGGUCCUGUUCUUGUGGAGACUACUGGUGAUAGAAAAAUGAACCUAGAGUUUCAUAUGCACCUUCACAUAUAUGUCAAGUAUUGUUGAACUCAGGUGGAGAUCCAA
Ilex paraguariensis (yerba mate) is the source of this 1755-nucleotide messenger RNA. Lineage: Eukaryota; Viridiplantae; Streptophyta; Magnoliopsida; Aquifoliales; Aquifoliaceae. The record is from the annotation of a GenBank genome assembly.